UUAUGCAUAGUUGUUUGCAAGCUUUUUUUUAAUUUCUGUCUAUUCUGCGGAAUUUUUGCACUCGUUACGCUUAUUUGGUAGACUUACAGAUCUACAUAUAUUGUAUAUUGAACAAUACAUCUACAUGGUAGAACCUACUGCAGGUGUUCGUACCGUAAAAAUUAUCGUGGUUUCAAAUAAUCAGUGCAGCCGAUAACAUAUUGUGUAUCUAAUCCGUUGCUUAGUUUGCUUCUUAAAGAUAAAUUAUUACUUUUCCAUAAUCGGCACCAGUUGAGUGUCAAGGGUUUCGGCGCAACAAUCGAUAGCUCCGAGAGUGUAACGGUGCCGAUCGAAUAGUUCAAAUACAAUCCUACGAAAAAAAAACCUAACAUUAAGUGAAAUUAUAAAAAAUGGCUGAACUUCUGCAAAAGUUGAAAGAUGAAUUAAAGCUUAGCCCGGAUUUAGAAGAAAAACUUUCGUCCAUGAUCAAUAACUUUCAGUCACUUGAUAGCACGGAAAAAGCUGAAUUUUUACAAAAUGCUAGAGAAACCUUAAGAGAAUCUUUAACCACAUACCGAGGCGGAAUGACCGCUAUAAAUUUUUGGAGAUUCACUCAAUCCUACAGCUUAUUAAUAACUGCUAUAAUUUUAGUUACUUUUAUUUUGGUAUUCUUUGGAUAUAAGCUCUACAAGAGUCUCGUCGAAAGGGAGCAGAAGAGGGAGAUGAAACGGUUGCAGAGGCAGAUGAAAAAGAAGAAGUGAGACUUCAUGUAAUUCAAACCCGCAAUGUUCGCACAACCUUAGAAAUCACAUUCAAAUUCUAAGCGAUUCAUAUUGUCGAACUAACACCUACUAAACUAAAUUAUCAAAAAUAAUAUUUCAAUCACGUAUCCGAAAGUUCAGAAAAAACCGAAUUUGUCAUGAAACUUACAAAUGUUCAAUAAAUAGAAUAAGCGAGGAUUUUAUUUUUUAAAUAAAUGAUUUAUUAUUUCAUCAUU
Athalia rosae (coleseed sawfly) is the source of this 976-nucleotide messenger RNA. RefSeq lists its product as uncharacterized. Bases 390 to 740 code for a protein of 116 amino acids. The record is from RefSeq and is a predicted model, not a curated record. The transcript is spliced from 2 exons. NCBI's taxonomy places the organism in Eukaryota, Metazoa, Arthropoda, Insecta, Hymenoptera, Athaliidae.